This is a messenger RNA of Nannospalax galili (Upper Galilee mountains blind mole rat), 822 nucleotides long. Its product is annotated as anionic trypsin-1. NCBI's taxonomy places the organism in Eukaryota, Metazoa, Chordata, Mammalia, Rodentia, Spalacidae. The record is from RefSeq and is a predicted model, not a curated record. The transcript has 5 exons. Gene Ontology annotation, biological process: proteolysis. The coding region runs from base 32 to 772 and encodes 246 amino acids. Gene Ontology annotation, molecular function: serine-type endopeptidase activity.
UCUCCUCCAGCAUUCCCUACCUUCUGCCACCAUGAAGUCACUCCUGAUUCUGGCCCUUGUGGGAGCUGCUGUUGCUUUCCCUGUUGAUGAUGAUGACAAGAUCGUCGGAGGCUACACCUGCCAGCAGAAUUCUGUCCCCUACCAGGUGUCCCUGAACUCUGGCUACCACUUCUGUGGAGGCUCCCUCAUCAACAACCAGUGGGUAGUAUCUGCUGCUCACUGCUACAAGUCCCGCAUCCAGGUGAGGCUGGGAGAGCACAACAUCAAUGUCGUUGAGGGCGACGAGCAGUUCAUCACUGCUUCCAAGAUCAUCCGCCACCCCAGCUACAGUAGCUGGACACUGGACAAUGACAUCAUGCUGAUCAAACUCUCUUCCCCUGUAACCGUCAAUGCCCGGGUGGCCCCUGUAUCUCUGCCUACCUCCUGUGCACCUGCUGGCACUCAGUGUCUCAUCUCUGGCUGGGGCAACACCCUGAGCAACGGUGUCAACAACCCUGACCUGCUGCAGUGCCUGGAUGCCCCACUGCUGUCUCAGUCUGCCUGUGAAGCUGCCUACCCUGGGCAGAUCACCAAAAACAUGGUCUGUGCUGGCUUCCUCGAGGGAGGCAAGGAUUCCUGCCAGGGUGACUCUGGUGGUCCUGUGGUCUGCAAGGGACAGCUUCAGGGAGUCGUCUCCUGGGGCUAUGGCUGUGCCCAGAAGGGCCUUCCUGGAGUGUACACCAAAGUGUGCAACUAUGUGGACUGGAUUCAGUCCACCAUUGCUGCCAACUGAAGGCCUCCAGUCCCUCUGCGGUCACUACGCCAAUAAAGUGAAUUUGUCCU